Messenger RNA from Lactuca saligna, 1164 nucleotides. The record is from the annotation of a GenBank genome assembly. NCBI's taxonomy places the organism in Eukaryota, Viridiplantae, Streptophyta, Magnoliopsida, Asterales, Asteraceae.
AUGGAUGGUACAUAUAAAACAGACAAGUAUAACCUUCAUUUUCUGGAAAUUGUUGGUGUCACUUCUAUAAACAAGACAUUUUCCAUAGCCUUUGCAUUCAUGCAUAAUGAAAAAACGAGCAACUAUAUAUGGGCAUUGACUUGUUUGAAAUUGACAAUUAACGAUUCUUUUUGCCCUCGUGUUAUCGUCACUGACAGAGAUGCUUUUCCACAAAGUAAUCAUUUACUUUGUAGGUGGCAUAUAUUCAACGAUAUAACAAAACAUUGCAGACAACGAAUCAAACCACAAAAGACUUGGAAUUCUUUUCAUCUAAAGUGGAAGAAAUUAGUCGAAUCUCCGACACUAAAUGAAUACAUGCAAAAUUAUGCAGACCUUCAAACAUUAUUGUUCGAGUAUGCAGAUGUUUUAGAUUAUCUUUAUACUGUUUGGUUGGGGAAGUAUGCUGAAAGAUUUGUAUCGUUGUGGACUGACAAGCAUGUCAAUUUUGGAAAUUCAACAACAAAUAGAGUCGAGAGCCUACACGCCAAGCUCAAAAAACACUUGGAAUCUGCGAAAUGUUUAAGGAUUGGAUAUUCGAAGUACUGCGAAAACAUGUUUCAGUGCAUGCUAUGGAUAAAAACUUGGAAGAGCUUCAUCGAUCAAAAAGAUUUGUACCAACUCUUGAGAAUUGUGGAUGUCAAUUGCGGACAUGUUUUGGAUUACAAUGUGCUCACGAACUUAGGAUGUUCACCUAUUCCGUUAGAUUCGAUUGAUGGUUUUUGGAGGAAGCUUGAUUUGAAGCCUUCUAUAUCUGUGGAAUAUGGUGAUCUUAAUGUUGAUUAUCAUAUGCAAAGGUUUAAAGAAAUAUACAACAAUAAACCAGAUCAUAUCAAGAGCUCAUCAUUCAUGGACUUGAAUGAUGAUCCAGACAGGCAUAGUUCAAUCUUCAUGGGUUCGUACGAGGAACCAAUAAGUCAAUGCUUAUACAACAUAAACUUAAACGAGGAACCAAUAGCCGUUUGUCUUGGAUAUGGUGAAGAUCAGUUACUUUACAUUCACCAACAAUUGUUAGACGAGUUAUUGAGUUCAUAUGACGACUAUGUAAGAGUUUUCAUUGGAUGCAAUGAAGAGUUUACUUCAUUGUCUUUCUUUAUGAAGACUAAGUCAGCACCAACAAAACAUUAG